Messenger RNA from Diaporthe citri, 2019 nucleotides. RefSeq lists its product as uncharacterized. The transcript is spliced from 3 exons. Gene Ontology annotation, cellular component: nucleus. The record is from RefSeq and is a predicted model, not a curated record. The coding region runs from base 1 to 2019 and encodes 672 amino acids. Lineage: Eukaryota; Fungi; Ascomycota; Sordariomycetes; Diaporthales; Diaporthaceae.
AUGAGCUCGUCCAAGCGCCGCCGACAUCAGCAGCAGAGGCUCGCCUUCGAGGCUGUUUCUGAAGCCGACUCGCCAGCCCUGGGCCAAGGGCUUUCGCCUGCAAGGGUCAGGUUCCAGUCACCCAACAACGGGAGCCCAAGCAGUCGUUCAGUGCGCCCACCCAAGAUGACGCGCUCCAAGAAGCCAAAGCAGCAGACUUUGGAUGCAUCGCUUAGCAAAGCAAAAAUCAAACAGCCAAAAGACGAGGAAGGUGAGGAUGAUAAUAGGCCCCUGUCACUGGGAAACGAUGUGAAAGUUCGAAGGAGGCAACCGCCUUCCCCUCCUCCCUCGUCUUUCAUGUCAAAGUCCAACAGAGCACACCAUCACGUCGUGGAUAGUGACUCGGAGACUCCUGUGGAAGAGGACGGAGAGCUGGAUGACACGGAUGGCGAAGGCCCCUCAAGACCCGAGAUCAUCCGGAGACGUCUCAACCGCCCGGCCAAGAGAAGCGGUGUGCCUGUCAUCAACUUGGAUGGCAGUGACGAUGAAGAGCCCAACGUCCGCUCAUCCCAGUCUCUACCGAACCAGGCCGCCGUUAGUGAUGACUCCGACGUGCCGCUGGUGACCCCACGGUCGAGCGCGCGUCAGAAGGGCCGGGUGGUCUUGAAUGAGGACGAGGACGAGGACGAGAAUGAGGAGGAUGAGGAAGACAUCCAGAGCCCUACGAAAAGGCGAAAGCUCACCCGCAACACUCGUCGUGUGAGUCCUGUGGCCAGUAGUGAUGGUUCAGACUCGGACUUGAGCCUAUCAAAUCGCCAAGUCACUCCCCAAAGCAAGAAAUCUGGUUCCUCGCAGUCCUCGACUCGUAAGAUGAGAUCGAGCGCACGCAAGGGUCACCGCUCUGAGAAGGAAAAGAAGAUGGAACUCUUGCGCCGCAGGAGGGCUGGGGAGAAGGAUCUCACCAUGUCAGACCUAGAAACGUCUGAAGAGGACAUCGAUGAGGACCAGGGUGCUCUGUAUGAUACGGACUCAGACCACCAGGUCCUUGACGUGUUCGAUGACGAGUCGGACGCUGGACCCUCGGAAGCUGCAGCACCUGCCAAGAAGUCCAAGAAAGCGAAGAAGAAGCAGAGGAGCAAAGCCUCGGGCAAACGAGACGCGGGCGGCGACGAAGGCACUGAGGACAGCGAGGGGAAUCUGGAGGGCUUCGUCGACGAGGAUGACGACACCAUCGGAGUCCCGGAUGAGGCAUUGUACCAGAUGCCCUUGGAGUUCACGCGUGCCUCUCGCAAGCCCCUUAAGGCUCACUUCAAAGACGCUGUGGAGUGGCUCGUCCACCGCCGGAUCAACCCUGGCUUUGAGAGGGACGAUGAGGUCUACAGGACGGCGUGGACACGACUUAACGACGAGGUUAUUGGCCUUGCGAACUCGAAGUGGGUCUCGUCUUCCUGGAGGCCUGAUUUUUACCGGCUCCUACGGGCUCGACCAUACAUCGAGCAAGCCGAGCUCGGCUAUGGUCAUCUCGGCACCGACGUGGAAAAGUGCCAGGCGUGUGGACGGUCGAACCAUCCGGCAACGUGGGCUAUCAAUUUUACGGGAAAACCAUAUGACAGCUACACGUUGGACGAGUUGGACAAUGACACGACCACCGACUCGGAGGAUGAGUCCAAUCAUUCAGAGCGCCCGGACCGCGACGCACACGGCAACGAACUCCCAUCCGAGGACAGGCAGUUCUUCGUCGGCACGGUCUGCAACAGCAACGCCGAGAUGGCCCACAACCUGCUGCACUGGAAGCCAGCGCUGCGGGACUGGGUCGGCAACACGCUGGAGAGGGAGGGCUGGCUGGCGCCUGAGAAGCUGGCCGAGCUGGACAGGAUGAAGUCCAAGAAGCGGCGCAAGGUCGCCGACGGCGUCAUCGAGGACUGGGACGAGCGCGGCAUCAUCAAGCGCCUGUACGGCGACUUCAAGGAGAACAUCCGCAGGGCCGAGGAGAGGGACACCACCAAGUCGUCGAGGGGCGGGCGCAACUAUACCCGGUAG